AUGACAUCCAAGAUCAGUCAAGUCUUACCUCAACUAUCCCCCUUACCCGAUGAAGUUUACCCUAUAGAAUACGAGAAGAAUAAACCUGAUCAAGGGUAUUAUGUAGCUUUUGGGCUGGUCUUGAGCGUAUGGAUGGUAACUCCUUUAUGCUGUGGCUAUCUACUGUGGUACACCCUCUUCUCCCCCUCUUUGUCCGGCGCAUCAGGUCUAACAGCAACUAUCUUCGCUGCCUACUCACUUACCGAAAUUGUCUUUUCGAUCUACAUGUCAUACCUUAUUAAUUACGUCCAGAAACCCUCUCCGGCAUCGACUCUGCCAAUAUCAGAACGGACAAUCUUGUUCCUUAAAGUGUUACAUUCCAACUUGACUUAUUCAGUACCAAGUAGAGGGAUACUCAAACAUCCCAAUGAGGACGACGAUAAUGGGGUAGUAAGGGAUUAUGAGGUCGAACAGGCAGAAAAGAAUUUUCAACUUGGUUUGAUAUCCGUUGCUGAACUACAUCAUAUUAGAAAUAGAGAAUAUGAAGAAUCUGUUGGAAUUAGAUCUCGUAAGAGAGUAGGGAAAAUGAGUGAAGAUGAGAAGAAUGUUAUUGAUUCUUUUGUUGAGGAUUUACCGGGAGAUAGAGAAAAGAAAUUGAAAGAACAAGUUGAGAAUGAUGUGUUGCCUAAUGAACAUGGAGAAGAAUGGGGUUAUGAAGGGAUUAUAAAUGAAAAGACGAAUGAGGUUGUGAAAUUACAUUAUUGGGAUAAGAGAGCUAUUGAAUUUAGAGAGAGGUUGAGAACUUGGUUCGACCACGCUCCUUGGAAAUCCAUCAAACGCCGUAAUGUCGAAAUAUGGCUAGCCUGGUCAUGUUUCGCUACCUCCCUAGAAGACGUAUUGGCAGAUGAAGAGAAUAAGAAAUUUUUGGGGUAUACGAUGGAAUUGUUAGAAGCUAGGACGGGGACCGAGUUCGAAGAUGGAUAUGAUGAGAGUGUACAGAUCAUCAGGUUGACACUUGAUAAAGUCAAUGCAAAAGGUCGUCCGUUGAUCUUGUACGCUGCUACCAACGUUAUCAACCUUUUCUUACAAGAGGUGGUGUACCCUUAUCAAGGUAUGGGACCGUAUCGCGAAGGUGACAUCGAAUACCUUAUUCGUAUACCUAAAGACUGGACUCCCGAGAAAGGAAAGACAGUACCCAACGCUAUGCCUGUCGUAUUUCUUCAUGGGCUUGGUUUCGGUCUUCUCCAAUCCCAUCUCCUGAUCAAACACUUAAUCACCUCCCUCCCUACUCAUCCAAUUCUACUACCACUUUCACCACAUACGUCCCAGUCAUUAUUCCACCACCGACACCUUCGCCCAUGGGGUAGAAAGGAAUUUGUCGGAGCGAUGAAGAGGAUCUGCACGCUGUGGGGAUUCUGGGACGAGCAUUCUCGAUCUAGCUCGGGAAGAGGUGGAGUGAGCUUGCUGAGUCAUAGUAAUGGGAGUGUAUCACAUGGAUGGUUAUUGAAAGAUUGUCCGACUCUGAUCAAGAGAAAUACAUUUGUCGAUCCUGUUGUAUUCUGCUUAUGGGAGGGUGACGUCUGCUACAACUUUUGUUAUCGAAAACCUACCAAUGCACUAGAAUUAUUGUUAUACUACUUUAUCGCCUCAGAAGUCGGUAUCGCGAAUUACAUUCAGCGGCACUUUGAUUGGGCGGAUAACACUUUAUUCUUCGAAGACAUUCCCAAUGCUACGGACCCUAGUCGGACGGCGUUUUUCUUGGGUGGACAAGACUUGAUUGUCGACGCUGCAAGGGUCAGAAGAUAUUUAGAAAGACACGGAGUGACCAACGGGUUGCAUUGGGACCCUCUAGGAGGCCACGGUGAUGGUUUGAACGGCGAGGCAAGAGAUCGAGUGAUCAUGUUUGCUGGGACUGGGUCGACGUCGGGCUGGCAGAACUGGUUGAGAUCCGGUAGGAGGAGGCAUAGUAAGGGUAAUGAUGAUCUGAUGCAGUAUAUCAAUGGGAAGAAACAAUAA
Messenger RNA from Kwoniella mangroviensis CBS 8507, 1995 nucleotides. RefSeq lists its product as uncharacterized. The transcript is spliced from 13 exons. The coding region runs from base 1 to 1995 and encodes 664 amino acids. The record is from RefSeq and is a predicted model, not a curated record. Lineage: Eukaryota; Fungi; Basidiomycota; Tremellomycetes; Tremellales; Cryptococcaceae.